AUGCGGAGUAAAGAUGAAACAGCUUCCGUUCAUGGGUGUUGUGUGUACAGUUAUGUUGUAUAUUGUCUACAGAACCACAAUAUCAACAGACAGAGGUAUGAUAACACAACUAAUAACUUCAAUGUUGUGACUGAAUCAGGUGUGCCUCCCACAAAUCUGGCUGGUUUGCCUCAUGUGGACUUAAAGCCUCUAUGGUCGCCACGUAGUUCAAACUCAAAGAUCAGUGUAUCUAGCCCUCAAAACUUGCUGGCAAUUCCGGUUGGAUUUAAACAGAAGGAUAAUGUCGAUACUAUCGUUCAAAAGCGAAUUCAGUUUCUUCCAGAUAAUUUUAUGAUCGUUUUAUUCCACUAUGAUGGCAAUGUGAAUGGCUGGUGGGACCUCGAUUGGAGUAAGAAGGCCAUACAUAUUGUUGCACAGAACCAAGCAAAAUGGUGGUUCGCCAAACGUUUUCUGAUGUUUUCUUCAUCUGGAGAAGAAUUCCUCAUACAAACAAUUCUACAUUGCGGCAUUUCGGUGAAUUCGAAGUACUUGGAAAUUGUGAAAUCAGGAGGACUGGAGAUAUCUCAACCAUCUUUAGACCCAAAUUCUAUUGGUAUACAUCACAAGAUUACAAUACGAAAAAGAACAAAGAAGUUUCACACAAGAAUCUACGAUGUCAGAGGCAGUGCGAAGUGUUCGGAUACUAGUGAGGAGCCACCAUGCACUGGCUUUGUGGAAGGAAUGGCUCCAGUCUUUUCAAGAUCUGCUUGGCAUUGUGUUUGGCAUCUUAUACAGAAUGAUCUUGUUCGUGGAUGGGGAAUGGACAUGAAACUUGGGUUUUGUACACAGGGUGACCGAAUACAGAAAGUGGGAGUUGUUGAUAGUGAAUAUAUCGUUCACCAGAGUAUACAAACAUUGGGUGGGACAUCUGCGAAAAAGGAACAUACUGUUGAUGCACGAACUGAGGUAAGGACCUGCAAUAUGCUCGCUGCAAACAAAUUAGGAGGCAAUCGACGUCAGAGCUUCGUAUAUUCAAAGAGCGCUGGGAACAAGCAGUGGAGGAGGACAAGGGGUGGGUUUAUCCAUUCAGAAGCAAGCGAAGAUGGAAGCGAUGAGGCUUUCAAGGCAGCUGAGUCCUUCGCCUAA
Molecule: messenger RNA, 1125 nt
Organism: Ilex paraguariensis (yerba mate)
Lineage: Eukaryota; Viridiplantae; Streptophyta; Magnoliopsida; Aquifoliales; Aquifoliaceae
Source: the annotation of a GenBank genome assembly